AUGGCACACAAUUCAAUAAUUCUUCACCGAAUAUUUCUGUUACAAAGACUGCCGAAACACAUUUGUUAUGGGCUUAAAACACGCCUUUUAAGUUACCGCAAUCCUCAGUGUCGAUUUUUUUCAACAAAACCUCAGGCUCAAUGUCAACCAAAAAAGAAAUGGUGUGGUGUUGUUGGCCUUGAAAUUCAUGCUCAGAUUUUAUCCAAAAGUAAAAUGUUCUCUGGAUCUGCUACAUCCUAUGGUGCACCAACCAAUACACAAGUGGCUCUUUUUGAUGCUGCCUUGCCAGGAACUCUACCAGUGCUUAACCAAAGGUGUGUAGAAGCUGCAGUUAUGACAGCCUUAGCGCUCAAGUGUCAAAUCAACAAGAUAUCAACGUUUGAUCGCAAACAUUAUUUCUAUUCAGAUUUGCCAGCUGGCUUCCAGAUUACUCAGUAUCACAAACCAUUGGCCGUUGAUGGGAAGUUGGAAUAUAUCAUUUCUUCAGCAUCCAAGAAGCAGCAAGCAAUAAAUAAAAUGGCCAGAAUUACACAGAUCCAGCUUGAAGUGGACAGUGGCAAAAGUCUACAUGACCACAAAGACCACCAGAGUCUCAUUGACCUUAAUCGAGCAGGAGUGGGUUUAAUGGAAAUUGUCACCGAGCCUGAUUUUGUAAAUGGAGAUGAAGCUGCAGCCUUUUUAAGAGAACUCCAAUUAAUUUUAGUGACUUUAGGCACUUGUGAUGGGAAAAUGUCAGAGGGAUCAUUUCGAGUUGAUGCCAACAUCUCUGUCCACCAUCCUGGAGAACCUUAUGGGGUUAGAACUGAAGUCAAGAAUAUCAAUAGCAUCAGACAUGUCUCAAAGGCCAUCAAUUUUGAGAUAAAGAGGCAGACUGAAGAGUUGGAAGCUGGCAAAGAAAUCCAAAAUGAAACUCGAUCAUUUGAUAUUGAUACAGGAGAAACAGUGCUUAUGCGUGACAAGGAAGGUUUCCAAGAUUAUCGUUUUAUGCCAGAACCAAACCUACCACCUAUAUAUGUGUAUGAUGACCAAUCAUUGCCAGAGACAGAUUCCAAAGUUGUCAAUAUGGAUGCUAUUCAAUGCCAAAUACCUGAGUUACCAAAUCAGAAAAGGUUAAGGUUACAGCAGGAUUAUGAGCUUUCCCUUGAUAAAAUCAACAUGCUCUUGUUUGAACAUGGAAUGAUAGUUGUGUUUGAAGACAUUUUGGCUAUUGUUAGUCAUGAUCCAUUGGUGAAGCCACAGAACAUUGCCAAUUUCUUGAUGAAUGAUUUCCUCUCAGUUCUAAAGAGUAAGAAUUUGUCUAUUGAUAACAGUGGCAUUCCAACCUCAGCUCUUGCUGAUAUUUGCACCCUGACAGACAAAGAUGAGAUCUCCAAGGGAACAGCCAAAAAUGUUCUGAUAGAACUUUUUAACCGUCCCUCCCAGUCAGUGAGAAAUAUUGUCGAAUCAAACAAAUGGUACCAAAUCAAUGAUAUUGAUCGGCUGAAAGAUCUCUGUGAAGAAGCAUUUUCUCAGUAUCCAGAAGCAGUAAUGAAGUUCAAGAAAGGUAGGAAGAGAGCUAUCAACCCACUCAUUGUACAUGUCUUGAAUGCUACUGAUGGUUGUGCCAAUCCUCAGAAAGUGAAAGACAUUCUCCUGAAAAUGCUAAGUUGA
Acanthosepion pharaonis is the source of this 1650-nucleotide messenger RNA. The record is from the annotation of a GenBank genome assembly. Lineage: Eukaryota; Metazoa; Mollusca; Cephalopoda; Sepiida; Sepiidae.